ACCAAAGCCUUAUUGCUUCUAUUUCUGAAACAAAGAUAUGAGUACUUUCAAACUAAGCAGCCUGGCAUUGAUUGUGCUCAUUGCCUUUUCUAUUUGGUCUUCGAGCUUGUUGGAGACUUGUGAAGCUAGAAAAGGCAAGCAUCAUCAAUGGAGGAAAAACCGUGGGGUGAAAAGGGAUUAUGGCGGUCAUCAUCAACAUCAUCACCCUUCAGGCCACACUCUGUCGGCUUUGAAAAGUGACAAUUACAUCACACCAGAAGAUAUUGCUGUGAGUGCAGCACAGAAGAAUAGUGCCGUCUACAAUGUGUUGGACUACGGUGCUAAAGGAGAUGGAAAGGCAGAUGAUACAAAGGCAUUUUCAGCAGCAUGGGCAGCAGCGUGCAAAGUGCAAGCAUCAACCGUAACUGUUCCAUCUGGGUCUGUAUUCCUUGUCAAACCUAUCUCUUUCUCCGGCCCUAAUUGUCAAACAGACAUUGUAUUUCAGUUAGAUGGAAAAAUCAUAGCCCCGACAGGCGCGGGAGCGUGGGGUUCAGGCCUUCUACAAUGGCUUGAGUUCACAAAGCUUCAAAGACUUACCAUCAGAGGUAAAGGUGUGAUUGAUGGACAAGGUGCAGUUUGGUGGAAUGACUCGCCCACAUACGAUCCUACAGAUGAAACAGCAGACAACAGUACAGAAGAUUCGCAGACCGUAGACAGUUACAGUGGAAAAAUGCCAAGCACAAAACCAACAGCGCUUAGGUUCUAUGGAAGCAACGGUGUGACAGUCACUGGCAUAACAAUUCAAAACAGCCCUCAAACCCACCUCAAGUUUGACUCCUGCACUAAUGUACAAGUUUCUGCCGUAACUAUUUCAUCCCCCGGCAACAGCCCCAACACUGAUGGAAUCCACCUUCAAAACUCCCAGGAUGUGGUCAUUUCCGGCGCAAGCCUUGCUUGUGGAGAUGAUUGUAUAUCAAUACAAACUGGCUGCUCAAACGUAUUCAUACACAAUGUAAACUGUGGACCUGGACAUGGAGUCAGCAUUGGAGGGCUAGGAAAGGAUGGCACCAAAGCUUGUGUGUCAAACAUCACCGUCCGAGAUGUUAAAAUGCAAAAUACACUGAACGGAGUCAGAAUAAAGACCUGGCAGGGAGGAUCAGGGUCAGUAAGAAAUGUCAUGUUCGCAAACAUUCAAGUUUCAGAAGUCGAGUUCCCUAUCAUGAUUGAUCAAUACUACUGUGACAAGGGGCAUUGCGCAAACAAAACCUCAGCUGUGGCAGUUUCGGGUAUAAACUACGUAAACAUUCAAGGAACCUAUACAUCAAAACCUGCACAUUUUGCAUGCAGUGACAGCAUACCAUGUACUGGUGUAUCCCUAGACACCAUAGACCUAAAAUCGGUUCAAUCAGGGAGGCACUUGUAUGACCCUUUCUGUUGGGAGGCAUAUGGAGACCUCAAGACAAACACUGUCCCCCCAAUUGAUUGCUUGAUGAAAGGAAAGCCAUCUUCAAGCAGCAGCACAGUCCAGUCUCAAGGUGGUGGCUAUUCUUGCUAAGCUUAGCCCCUAUGUAAUGUAGCCUAGGGACUCAAUUAGUACAGAUUAUACUAUUAUAGACGCACCUUUAGGUAUUACCAGCAGCUAUGUCAAAUUUACUGCUGGGAACAUUUUGAUUCAUAUAUAAGUGUGGGGAAAUUAAUUAUCAUUGUUAGAAAAUGUGCUUAUUACCCCAUGAGAGUUGAAGUUAUGGUGAAAUAUCAUAAAUAUUUAGUUUUUCCA
Rosa chinensis is the source of this 1756-nucleotide messenger RNA. Its product is annotated as polygalacturonase At1g48100. The record is from RefSeq and is a predicted model, not a curated record. Gene Ontology annotation, molecular function: polygalacturonase activity. Lineage: Eukaryota; Viridiplantae; Streptophyta; Magnoliopsida; Rosales; Rosaceae. Bases 38 to 1534 code for a protein of 498 amino acids. Gene Ontology annotation, biological process: carbohydrate metabolic process. The transcript is spliced from 7 exons.